Molecule: messenger RNA, 1345 nt
Organism: Meloidogyne enterolobii
Lineage: Eukaryota; Metazoa; Nematoda; Chromadorea; Rhabditida; Meloidogynidae
Source: the annotation of a GenBank genome assembly
GAUAGACAACAGCCUCCAAAAAACAACAAAAGACGAGAAUAACGUGUAUUUCACUCAUUUAACGAGAGAAAAUUGGAAAAAAAUAAAAAUCGGAAGGAAAACAUUGAGAGCGAGAUCAACAUUGAAAGAGAAGGAAAAGCUAGGAAAACUUAAAGCUGCAGCUUAUUAGCUGCUUAAGCUUACAUAACACCCCCCCCCCCCCCUUCUUCCCUCCCGUCCAAAGUAACUAACUCUCUCCCCCCUAAGCCCCAGCUCCUCUCUAAAAGUUGGUCGAUAUUUUCUAGUAAAUAGUUUAUAUUACUAGUUGGAAGCUUUUCCUUCUUUUUUGUUUUUAGAAAGGAAAGAUCAUUACUACUAAUUUUCUAGAUCAUCCCAGUAUAUCUAUAUACUCAUUUAACGUUUAUUUUAAUGGUAUUUGUGUGACUGGCACAGAUCUCCAUUCAUCUUUUUCGUUGUUUUAAUUUUAGUUUUUUGGGGUUUUUGGGGUCUGUUAUUGAAAGUAUGUCCAAUAAUCUUAAAAAUAUUUUAAAAAUUAAUUUUGGAGGCAAAGAUAUCUGUGUGAGGGAGUCUCUCUUAUAUUUAUUUGAGUUUCCCUACUGCCCUAUUUUCGGGUCUAUUGGGAAACCCUCGAGACCUAUUGGUCUAUAAUGCCUCUAAUGGCCAAUAAUAAAUUCAAAAAUAUUUUAAAAUUAAUUUUAGACUAGCCCCAUUAAAUUAAAAUUCUUGAAAAAUGUCAAAACCCGGAAACUUUGCACAGCAACAGCAACCUACAUUUGAUGAAACGCCAGCUCAACCAGAGAAUGUAGAGUUAAAGCUUGCCUCUACCGGAAACUUUGACUUAAGCCAGGCGUAUGGAAAUGAUCGCCGCACACAAAGUGGAAAAUUUACUUUGGCUCAACUUAGGGCUACUGAAGGUGCAAAACUUAAAAUAUUUUUUAAUCAGAAAAAUAAAAAAAUUAAAGGAAUUUGUCCACUCCAGAAUGGCACAAACCAAUUUGACUCGCAAAAGUUGAUGACCGGUUUCGGAACUCCACGUGACGUUAAAGGCAAACAUUUAAAACGUAUUUGGGAAUUAGAGUUCCCAGAGGAAGCAGCCGAUUACCAGCCACCACCAGUCAACGCUGCUCCACAGCAAUUCCAACAACAACCAUUCUCGCCAACCCAGCAACAACAGCCACAACAAUUCCAGCAACGUGCUGGACAGCCACAGCAACAAUUUGCUCAACAACCACAACAACGUCCCGGUCAGCCACAACAACAACAACAACAACAACAACAACAACGACAAGCUGCACCACAACCACCACAAAAAAGUCCAAAUGCUGCUGCCCCAAACUUUCGUUAA